Messenger RNA from Hermetia illucens (black soldier fly), 2314 nucleotides. Its product is annotated as nitric oxide-associated protein 1. Gene Ontology annotation, molecular function: GTP binding. The coding region runs from base 153 to 2138 and encodes 661 amino acids. The record is from RefSeq and is a predicted model, not a curated record. The transcript has 10 exons. Lineage: Eukaryota; Metazoa; Arthropoda; Insecta; Diptera; Stratiomyidae.
AUUGCAUUAAAAAUUUGAAGCUAAGAUUCGAAUUCUGAAAGUAGAAGAAGAUACAAAAACUCCAUAGCAAAACAAACAAUGAUAAACGUCCAAAAAUGUAAUCAAAAUAAAAACAUAACCCAGUAAGCACAUAACCUUGUUGUGGAGGGAAUAUGAUUCGCUUGAGAGCUAAUUUAGUUUUGAGCAGAACUAUAAAUCAAAUACGAUUACUUUCUGCGACUUCGUUAAAUUAUUCAAACUCAAGUAAUGAUAUUUCCCCCGAAAUCCAGAGUAAAAUUUUGUUUAGCUCGUAUUUGGAAAAUCAGAAACUACGACUGGGCUACAGAAAGAACCGUGCUUUAGAGGAGGCCAUCAGAAAAUACGAGAAAAAAGAAGUAACAAAUCGUGUUAACAUUAAACCGUUCCCUAAGUCCUUAAAGGCAUUCGCAACCCAUCCAGACGAUGUUGAAAUAUUGGCAACAAAUCGUCCGGAAUCUGGGAAGCGUGGGCCUGAAACAAUACAAGUAGAAAAGAACAGGACACAGCAACCAGAAAACUGGUUGACGGACUAUGAGUUUUACGAUAGUGACGAUGAGGGCGAAGGCGCCAGUAAAAGCGGAACUGCAGAUCCAUCCAUACCACCCUCGGAUGUCCCAUGUAGCGGUUGUGGUGCUGUUUUGCACUGUGCAGAUACUGGCCUUCCUGGUUAUAUUCCUAGCGAAAUAUUUCGUGGGCGGACGAACACAGAAUUGAAGACAAUUAUUUGCCAACGCUGCCACUUCUUGAAACACUAUAACAUUGCACUGGACGUUGCUGUCCCACCCGAAGAAUACAUAAAAACCCUUCGCCAAAUACAGACAAAACAUGCCCUAGCGAUUUUGAUAGUUGAUCUUUUGGAUUUUCCUUGCUCAAUAUGGCCUGGUAUCCAAGACAUUCUUGGUUCAAAGCGACCAGUUUUCGUUGUAGGAAAUAAAGUGGAUAUGCUUCCACGAGAUUCGCCCGGUUAUUUGAAAAGAAUUAAAGAUUGCCUUAUCAAAGCGGUGACAUCAGCAGGUAUCGACAGCAUGAAUAUAAAGCACGUUGCAUUAAUCUCCGCCAAGACUGGUUUUGGCGUGGAGGAACUCAUUACUCACUUACAUUCACAAUGGAAAUAUGAAGGAGAUGUAUAUUUAGUCGGAUGCACAAAUGUAGGGAAGAGCACGUUGUUUAAUACGCUGCUUGGGUCAGAUUAUUGUAAGUCGCAAGCUAUAGAUCUUAUCCAGAAAGCAACAACAUGUCCUUGGCCUGGUACAACUCUUAAAAUGUUAAAAUUCCCAAUCAUGCGCCCGUCAGAUAUCCGCUUGUUUUAUCGCCACAAACGUUUGAUUUCCGAACGAUCUCAUCUCAAGGCCGAGGAGCAAUUGUAUCAAGAACAAAUGCACUCAAGUAGAAAACCAGCAAAGGCUUCACUGAUCGGACAGAUAGGUAGGACUUUUGUAAGUAACGCGGAAACUGCAGAUCCCUUUAGUAUGUCGAAAGGAACUAGUCCCCUUCUUACGCUGAAUGAGAAGGAUAAGGCAUUUGUGAAUACGAAAUGGUGCUACGACACACCCGGAGUUGUUCAUCCAGACCAGAUCCUUGACCUCUUAACAACGGAGGAAAUAAUACAAGUGACACCAAAUCAGGUUAUCCAACCACAACCGUUUCUCAUGAAGCCUGGAAUGUCGGUCUUCCUCUCAGGACUGGGACGAUUGUGUUUUAUAGAGGGACAAUGUGACUUUAUUCGCGUUUACGUUUUUACAUCGUCAAAACUUCCUAUUUUAAUAACUGCAAUCGAAGAUGCCGAUGAACUCUAUAAGGUUUUGCGAGGAAGUGAAUAUUUGCCUGUUCCACAAACAGAUGCAGUUAGAAAGCGAACAUGGCCUGGCCUGGAGUUUUCGGACCCGAUUACGAUUACAGGCGAAGUUGAUGGUGGAUUGACUUGUGAUGUCGUCCUUUCAUCUGCCGGGUGGAUAGCGAUUGAAUUGCCGAUCGGAAAGACAUGUACGUUCCAAGCUUGGACGCCGCAUAAACGUGGUAUCCAUGUGCGAUAUCCAGCUUUGAUCUCGCACACAAAUCAACUUCGAGGACAACGAAUAAGAGGAUCACUUGCGUAUAAGAAGAAAGUGUGUAAAUUAUAAAUCAAAACAUUUUUUAUUAGAAUUGUAAGGAGUUGUGUAAAUAGUAAACUAGUUGAUGGACCAAACAAGCUGUUUUAUAUCGGAUCAAUGUUUAUUUCUUUGCGCCAACCAUGUUAAAGAGCUUAUCCUUCGCAAUCUGAGCCAUCAAACCGUGAAUCAAUUCAAUGGAAGCACGA